Neolamprologus brichardi is the source of this 5695-nucleotide messenger RNA. RefSeq names its product proline rich 14 (gene prr14). The record is from RefSeq and is a predicted model, not a curated record. NCBI's taxonomy places the organism in Eukaryota, Metazoa, Chordata, Actinopteri, Cichliformes, Cichlidae.
UGGUACAAACGGAUAACAUCUUCGAGUCACUGCAGGGCGCCGUCGCUGCUGCAUGUCUUGUUUACGGUAAGGUCAGUUUACUACGCUGCGGUCCAGCUUAUCAUUUCAGAAUAAAGUCUCAUCUCAGGGUUUAGCAAAAGAAGGCCAGACAAGGAGAGGGAAAAAGAGAGCGAGAGAGCAAGGGGAUGUUGACUUAUCCCUCUGACUCACUCACUCAGAUAGUUUGUCCAAUGGAUGAAGAUGCUAUCCCCCCAAACCCUUUCUGUAGUGCACCUCCCCACAGUGAACCUGCACCACCUUUCCUCUCCCUUUCCUCCAUCACUCCCAGCCGUCCAAAUGAUGGAAUAUCUGGCCACAGAAGGAGUGGUCGCAUUCAAGGCAUCCGAGCUCAGACUCCUAAAAAACAAAGUAACACAGACAGUCAAGCAGCUCAGAGACCGACUAAACAGAAUCCGUCCCCCACAAAGAGACAAAGAGAGAGUGGGAUUAUGGUGCAAGCGGCACAAUCUAAGCAGUCGAGAGUGGAAGGAACAGAUGCACACGACAACCAAAACAAGGAUGGAUUUGAUUUUGGCUUUACAGCAGAAUGGCAAAAUAGGCAAAAGGACCAAAAACUCCCAGAGCAGAAAUUAAAUCCGUCUCCAGGAGAAAAUGUUGAUAAACUGUUGGAUGAAAAUGUCCCAGAGAGUCUUGAUGCCGCCAAAUCUGACAUGGAUACAUGCGGGGAUGUGGCUGCUGGACACACUGCUGAAAAUGCAUAUGCCCCAAAGGGAUGGGUGAUCGGCCCGUUGUUUCAGUCGUUCAAGUCAAAGAUGGCCAGUUUCACAGAGAUAGUCAUGAGUCCUGUUAAACUUUUCCGAGCCAGCAGUCCUCCACUGUCAGUGGACCAUUCUGACAGACUCGAUGAGCUAAAGGCUGAUGGAACAGCUGAUGUUGAGCGUUCAGAGCCAAGCAGUACGCUUCAUCCUGAAGGACAAAGUGAAAAUGACAAUCAGCACUGCAGAGCUGAUCAAAACGAGCUCACUAAUGUAGGAGAUGCACAAAACACACAAACUGUUUCUCCUAAAUAUUCUAAAAAAUUAGAUUUUGAUGAGGAUUCAACAACAGGUUCAGAAAUCGUUGAUGAAUUUGCAGUACACCAGAAGGAAAAAACCUCACCUGCCUCAGUGCCUUUGCCACACUACCCCUCACAACUUGGUGUUUCAGAGUCUGUUGGCUCCUCUGUCGUUUUACGGUCCUCUGCCAGUGUAAGUGCCUCUUGUGAAUCCAGGUCAAAGAUGUGCAUUGCUUUGGUGGACCAGAAAUUCAAGACUUCUGUUCGUCUAAAACCACUUUCCAGAAAACGUGCAGGAAAUAGAUCUGGCUUGAAGAGGGUUGACUUCAAGGAAGAGUCUGACCCAGAGGUCAGCAAGAAGCAGCUUUCUUACCAGACCCUGGACUCAGAUGACCCUGAAAAAAUGCUGUCUUCAUCUUUCUCAGUUUCUUACGCUCAGCCUGGCAUGGACUGUUUUCAGCCUGAUGGUGAUGAAAAGAAGGAGACUGAAGAAAGCUGCAGCUUGGUUCAAGAAAGCCUCCAAAAGAGUCUCGAUGACAGUGUUAAUAAAAGGACUCUGAGGUCCAGUUUAGAUCUGCAACAACAGGAGUGGCGGCUAAAUCAGGAUAAGUGUUCAGUUUCUGGUUUUGUGAGAGAAAAGAGAGGGUUGAAACUGAACUGUCAUUCCCAAGACUCUGUAAAAAGAAAAAGACUGACACCAGAUACACAUACAAAAGUUACACAAAAGCAAGAGUUAUCAAACACAGCUUCAGGGAGAGAAGAAAUCGAGUUAAUAAAUGAAGAAGCACCGAAGCUUGGAAGACAGAGACAAUCUGUUUUUGUGUCAACAAGAACGACUAGGAAAGGAAAAUCUGGUCAAGAAAUGCUUGGUACAAUCAAUGAAGCUGUGUUGCACUCGCAAACUGAAAGUUCCCCUGAUGCUAUGUUGGUUUGUUCACUGGAUAAAAGCACUGGUGUGGCAGAAGACAACCACAUGAGCUGCAGAAUCAAAGCAAGCUCUGCUACUUCAUGCAAAAGGCAGAACAGAACAGUUAUUAGUAAUUCUGAUGUAAAUAUUGAUGCCAGUAUGGAUCUUGAAACUACUGUAGCAAUCACUUCUACAAACCAAGAUGAGCUGUCGUCCAAAGCGCUCGUCCGUCCUUGUAUAAAGCAGCUCCAGAAUACAAGUAAGUGCAGGAAUAUUAACAAGAAGCCACAGAAACGGAAAUCGCAAAAUCAGAUAAGUCCAGUGACAGAAUCAGACAGCCCUUUGGUGUCUACCUCAUCGGUACUGUCAGUGGGCCUAAUGGAAUUCGUGCCUAAGGAUUUUAAUACCUCUCAACAUGCUGAAAAAGGAAAGGACUUGAUAAGAGGGCUGAGCCAGCCGACUAAGAGACCCAAAAAGGGUCUUAGAGGUGCUACUCAAUCAUGUGUAUCCAGUAGGACUCUAGAGAGACAGCAAUGUGUCAUCAACCUUCAAGAGAGUCAGUCUAAAGAAAGUAAAAGUAAAAACUCAACGGAGACUGUAUAUUUUGAAAUGACUCCCUUUGAAAGUAAUUUCCACCCCCUUCCUUCACCUUCACAACUUCAUGUGGACUCUCUUUUAAAUAAUGAUAUUAAUAAUAGGCACACUCAGAAGAAACUAAAGAGUUCAGCUUCUGUGGCAGAAGAAAUAUUUCACACGGACUCUGAAGUUUUUAAUGAAGGAGGUGUCAGUCUCUCUAGGCUAAGGUCUAGCACAAGAAGAGCUAACAUAAAGCCCAGGCAAGCAGAUAACCAAAGGAGAAAAUGCCGAGUUCUGCACAGUAGGACACGCAAAAGUGAAGAGGUGACAAACUCUGUCACAAUGGAUGAUGUAAAUCUAGCAACGUCAGGUGCACGCUCAUCAGAAAACGGCUUCUCACACCGCCUGUUACGCAGCUACUCUUGCCCAGAGAUCCUCUGCCUCCAUCCCCAUGACACAACUUGGACCUCACCACAUCCCAGCAGGACUCUCACAUCACACCAGUCCUCCCACAGUCCUUCUGUCUCUCAGGCGCAGAAAUCCCUGCGGCGGGCUCGACGACACACAGUCUGCAGCGUGGAGGUGGAGAGGGAGAUCGCCCCCCUGUGUCUUCGUAAAGAGGUGUACCCAUCUAGAAGAUCUACCCUGUACGACCCCGUCACUCAUCACCCGUCUCCUAGUAUUGCACUUUCCCCCAGCACCUCCGUCUCUGCUCUUGCUUCCUGCUUCCUUUCAAGCCCCCUGGCUUUCCUUUCUAAGAGGUUUGACAGCAAAGGAGUUGCUGGCAGUCUCAGCACUUGUAGCCAUGUUUCCACUCCCUCCUCCGCUUCAUCUCUUACAUCCCCAUUAAGCUCCUCCACAUGGCACCAUUCAAGAACAGAUUCCUCUGGUGCUGCCGUGGAUUCUAGCAGCAGUGGGAAUCCAUUGGAGUGUGAGACUGAGAGGAGACAACAGAGUGAGGAAGAGGAUGAUGGCGAGGAGACAAGUUCUUCCAGUCAGGAGUUUGAAGAUGGCGGGCUAAGAGAGGAAAAGGCUCACUCUGAUUCUGAAAUUAAGAUGGUGCAAAAGCAUGAGGAACGAAGAAAGGUGUCCUCUAUCAGAAUUCGGAAAACUUUACCCAAGCCUCAAAAUAACCUCACACCCAUGGGGCUGCCCAAACCCAUCAGGCUGAAAAAGAAGGAGUUCAGUUUGGAAGAAAUUUACACCAACAAGAAUUUCAGCAAACCCCCUGAAAGCCGGUUGGAAACCAUAUUCGAGGAGGUGCCUCUCAAUCGCAGGAAUGGCUCUGAGUCCUGGUUUGGUCAGAGGCGUGUGAAACGAUUUUUAGAGUUCCUGGAGGUCGGCGAGGUCAGAAAACCAAAGAAGCCACUUGUCGGAGUGAGUAAAGCAGGUAUUUCCACUUCCAGGCCCCGACGAGGGGGCUUCCUUAAAGACGAACCGUCCCUCAGCGUGCAGGAUGUGGACUCGCUGCUCUGUGCGAAGCUGGAUCAGCUCAAUUUGUGGUUGAUUCAUGAUCAGAAAGACAGCUGACCGAUGCCUCUCAGGUGACUGUUUUGGCAGCCAUUAAAAACCAGAUAAUACUGUCUAUAUAAAUAUUUCAACAUGAAGAUUGAGUGUGCCAGCAACUCUUUUUGUCAACACGGUCUGUAUAAAUGUUGUGGUGGCAAGUUCUAAAUGAAGAAUGUUUAUUCUGUAGCGUUUGUAGCCUGAAAUUUGAAGAACAGUACAUGAUAGCGCCGUUAAAAGUAUUGCCUCAUAAACGUGGUUAAGAAUGUGUAAAGUAAGUCGUUUUUCAAUCAUUGCCAUCGCUGUCCCUUCUUCCUUUUAGUUACGAUCCGUCCAUGAUGGAUGAAAACUGUUAGCAUCAGCAAAAAAAAUCAACAAUAUGAAAAGCCAAACUCCCUGUCAGGGUGACUCAGUGCCAUUCACUUACAGUAACUGUGUGUUUGAUAAGUGAUAAUGCACUUUGUGUCUGAUUUCUCCAAGUGCAUUUGGGCCAUUUGAGUUGUAACUUUAAAAAACAAACAAACCUGAGAUUUAAAUGUUUAUUGUUUAGGGGGAAAGGAGAUUGAAGUGUCACAGUUUUAAUAAAAUUGAAAGCCUGAAAUCAUAACCUCAAAGGAAGAAUGGGUUACGUUUUUACACCAGAGAUGUAAAGAGCAAGUCUUAGGUGCAAAUGUCAGUGAGGAGGUGCAGCAAAACCCAGCGCAUAAAUGCGAUCAAGUUGUAUUUUGUUUUGUUUCUGUCUGUCUGGGUGAUAGGUGAUAAUAUGGUUCUCGACUUAAAUCGCCAGCAUUUAUAUAGUUCUUAAUUAUUCGUGUCAGUCUGUGGGAUCUGUGAUAUGAUGAAAUUGAUCCAGCCUUAAAAUUUCUCGUAAAUUUAGGAAUUUAAUCUUUGGUGUUCUUGUGGAUUACGACUUCCUUGCUAGCCUAUUCACCGAGAAUGGCCCUAAUACACAGAAUCCUAAUCAGCUGUCUGUUUUUGGAAGAAAGCAGUCAAUCACCUUAGAUGUUGUGACCUUACCACAUCAUUGUAAGUGGUUAUAUAGGCAGCUAUUUUUUUUUUUUUUUUAAUUAACUAAAUGCUGAAUACAAUAUACUCUUCAAGGUGCCAGGUGGAGAUUCAUAGUCACUGGACUCGGUUUCACAACCACAUUUUGUACAAUCGGUCAUCUACAUGUAGUUUGGACUGCAUACAUCAUUGUACUCAGCUCAGGGCAGAGCCUCAGUGAAUGGUUUGUGUUUGUGAUUUCAUACCUGUGGAGCUUUCUUUUGUAUUAAAUGUGCCAUAAAGACAAUAUGACUCUCCAGUAAGCAUUUCUAAUGAUUACUGGAAGUGUCCACUGCUGUUUUUCCGUGGUGUUUAUAUUUGCAUUGCAAGUAUUAACUUGUCAUUAAACAGCCUAUACGUGUUUAUUAUAUAUUUGCCAAAUGUUAAUGGGGUUGCCUUAACUGUAAAAAUGUGUUUAAAUAGGUGUUUUGUCUGCACAUUUGUAAUCAUUGGUGGGUUUUUUUUGUUUGUUUUUAUCUGUGCGUGUUAAAAUGUUUCUAGCAACUCAGAGCACAAAAGUCAUUUUAUUAUAAAAUUGUUUAAUGUUUGUAUAAAAGUGCAGCAUAUAUACAUUUGACAUUAAUAAAGCGAAUACAGUAACAAUGCAA